Molecule: messenger RNA, 788 nt
Organism: Scomber japonicus (chub mackerel)
Lineage: Eukaryota; Metazoa; Chordata; Actinopteri; Scombriformes; Scombridae
Product: CD48 antigen-like
Exons: 4
Coding region: 1-762 (253 amino acids)
Source: RefSeq, a predicted model, not a curated record
AUGAUGUUUAUCUUUGUGAUGCUGGGACUUCUGCUCUGCAAAGAAUUAGCAGGGUCCAGUGCUGUGACAACUGUGUUUGUGCAGAAAGGGAAGGAUUUACAUCUGGAUGUUAACAAACCUGUUGCUAUAGCAGUAUAUGAUGAAUUUAGGUGGAGAGUCAAUGACACUCACAGCAUAGUGAGAUUAUAUCCUGAUAACAAAACAAGAAUAGUUGACCCUUAUAAAGGAAGGGUUGAGUUUUCUGUACAAAAUCACUCUUUGCUUUUGAAGAAUGUGCAACACAGCGACAGUGGAGAUUACACUGCACUCAUAUAUGAGGAUUACCAACGUGUAACUGAAUACAAGGUCAUAAUUCAAGAUCCAGUGUCUCCAGUUCAGCUGUCAGUGAACUCUGUGUCUAACAGCAGAGAGUCCUGUAACCUCACUGUGACCUGCAGUACAGAGGACUCUCUCAUCAGCAGCACUUUUACAUGUGACACCAACACCUGCAAUCAGGAGGGAGGAGAGCAGUCAGAGGUCACAACCUCUGGUCCUUCUCUCCAUGUCUACCUGUUCAACGACUUCAUCAUCUGUAACCAUAGCAACCAGGUCAGCAGGACUGGAGACAUAAAGGAGAUUCAGCCUCUCUGCUCUCUAACUGCUGGUUCACAGAGUAUCUCUCUAUGCCUGGUGAAGACAGUCGUGUUCUCUGUUGGUCUGAUCAUCAUGGUGUCUGCCGUCAUCAGUGUCCAUCUGAUGGAGAGGCUCAAGAAGCAAGAAUGAAGAGACAACUCUACACCAACAAAUCU